AUGAGUCAUUUAACUGUAAUUAAUUGGAAAGAACACAAGAAAAAGUUAAAAAAUAAUGAUACAGGUUUAUUAAUCCAUUAUCAUUAUCUUAAUCGUCUUAAUCUAACUGAAGUUAAUGAUGAUGAUGUUGAACAAUUUCUACUUGAUACUAAAACAGCUUUAGCAUUUAAUCUUUCUCUUACUGUUGAGUAUCGUUCUCUAUAA
Adineta steineri is the source of this 204-nucleotide messenger RNA. The record is from the annotation of a GenBank genome assembly. Lineage: Eukaryota; Metazoa; Rotifera; Eurotatoria; Adinetida; Adinetidae.